AGGGACUCUUAUCUCCGUGUUUUAUUAACCUUUUGCUAUUGGUGCUAAAGUUAACACUCUUUCCAUUCAGAGAAAGAGAAUACUAUACGAGUAUGUCAGUAUGACAACCCUCAAGACGUUCCGAUAAAGGGUGAUUCCAACGAAGUGAGCUAACAGAGCUAGCCUGGAAGCUAACAGCAGUUAGCAUGGAGGAAGUGAAGAACGACAUCAGUGAAGAAGUCCAGCAGUUGGUGUUGAAAGAUGAAGAGGAUCUCCUUGAGGAGCAGGAGAGGAGCUCCAGCCUGAAGCAGAAUGAGCCACCAGAACCGGCACACAUUAAAGAGGAACAAGAGGAACUGUGGAUCAAUAAGGAGAGAGAGCAGCUUCAAGGAGCAGAGGGGGCUAAUAACCUUUUCACUCUUGUCACUGUGAAGAACGAAGAAGUGGAUGAAGAAAAAUCUCAGAACUCACAGCCUCAUGAAAACCAAAGUGGAGAGAACAGAGACACAGAGUGUUUUAAAACAGAAGCUGAUGGAGAGGACUGUGGAGGAUCAGAAGGAGACAGAGACUUAAAUGCAGAUGGUCAUUUUCCUCCAGUUACUCCUGAUGAGACUUCAGACCUUUCUGGAUCUGAGACUGAUGACAGUGCUGAUUGGGAGGAGAGUGAUGAACAUCAAGAAGGUUUAAACUAUCAGAAAAAUAAGGACAGAUCUGUAAGUGAUAUGAAAUGUAACACUGGAAACACACCACAUAGGGCCUCUGAAUGUCAUCCAAGUUGUGCACAAAAGAAACAAGAAAAGAAUCAGAAAGGAGAGAAGGAAUUCAGUUGUUCAGUUUGUAGUAAAAGAUACAGGAGUGAUCAAAAUGUAAAGCAUCAUAUGUUGCGUCAUUCAGAAGAAAAACCUUUCAACUGCUCAGUUUGUCAGAGAAGUUUCUUCAGGAAAAGUGAGAUUGAGAUGCACAUGAGGGUCCACACAGGGGAGAGACCAUUUUGUUGCUCAGUUUGUGGUAAAAGAUACCGAAGUAAGAAAAAUUUAAAGGAGCAUAUGUUACGUCAUUCAGAAGAAAAACCUUUCAACUGCUCAGUUUGUCAGAGGAGUUUCAUCCGGAAAAGCGAGAUUGAGAGGCACAUGAGGGUCCACACAGGGGAGAAACCAUUUAUUUGUUCAGUUUGUGGUAAAAGAUACCCAGGAAACAGAAAUUUAAAGAACCAUAUGUUACGUCAUUCGGGAGAAAAACCUUUCAGCUGCUCAGUUUGUCAGAGGAGGUUUUUCUGGAAAAAAGAGAUUGUGAGGCACAUGAGAGUUCACACAGUGAAGAAACCUUUUAGUUGUUCAGUCUGUGAUCUAAGUUUUUUUUGCCAUGAAAAGCUGAGGAAACACUGUGCUGUUCACACAGGGGAGAAACCAUUUAGUUGUUCAGUCUGUGGUAAAGGUUUUUCUCUUAAUGGAAAUCUGAGAAAACAUUCUCUUGUCCACACUGGAGAGAAACCAAUUGGCUGUUCAGUUUGUGGUAAAACUUUUUCUGCUAAGAGAAAUCUGAGAAUACACUCUGUUGUCCACACAGGAAUGAAACCAUUUCUGUGUUCAGUUUGUGGUAAGAGUUUUUCUCAACGUGGAAGCCUGAGAAAACACUCUUUUAUCCACACAGGGGAGAAACCGUUUAGUUGUUCUGUUUGUGGUAAAAGUUUUUCACAACGUGAACAUUUGAGGGCUCAUGCAGUCGUCCACACAGGGGAAAGACCGUUUUGUUGUUCAGUUUGUGGAAAAAAAUAUUCUCAUCAUAAAAAUCUGAGAAGACAUAGCUGUCCACAAAAGGGAGAAACUGUGUAGUUGCAGUUUUUGUGAUAUGACAUUCAUUUGACUUCAAUAUGUAAAAAAUCUCCAGUGUGUUCAUAAGGGCAACAGAUAUGAAAUGUAAUCUGAGGAUACUCAUCAUAUGUGAACUUAAAAGUACUGGUACAAGUCUAACAUUUGCUGCAUUAAUAUAUGAUUUCAAAACCAAAUGACUUGAUGUUUUCCUGAGAACACAUUUAUAGAGUUGAAGGGCUCUCUGAGUGCUUAAUCAAUCUCUGGUGUGCUGAAUAUUUUGUUUAUAAAUGGUUCAACAGGUCUGGUUAAAAUUUUAAAUUCCCAUCUCCAUACAGCAGUCAGAUGUGACAUGAUUGUAAAUAUAGAGUUUUUAAAAUCUGUAAUUAUUCUCAAAUAUGCCAUUGUUAUUUUUAG
Messenger RNA from Cheilinus undulatus (humphead wrasse), 2204 nucleotides. Its product is annotated as gastrula zinc finger protein XlCGF26.1-like. The coding region runs from base 186 to 1811 and encodes 541 amino acids. NCBI's taxonomy places the organism in Eukaryota, Metazoa, Chordata, Actinopteri, Labriformes, Labridae. The transcript has 2 exons. The record is from RefSeq and is a predicted model, not a curated record.